Molecule: messenger RNA, 1356 nt
Organism: Rotaria sordida
Lineage: Eukaryota; Metazoa; Rotifera; Eurotatoria; Philodinida; Philodinidae
Source: the annotation of a GenBank genome assembly
AUGGGUCCUGUUACUCAAUAUUUUUCGGCUAAUCCAACAAUUCCUCGAACUCGAUCCUUGUUGUCUAUUAAUAAUACCCUAACAUUGGAUAUUAUUGAAGGAAUCUAUGAUUUUGAUACAAGUGCAUUUGUUCAACUCGUUUUUGCAUUGGCGAUUCCGGAUGUUUCCUCCUAUACGGUUUAUUUUGCUCCAGGAUUCAUUCAUACUAUGAAAUUAAUCGAAAAUUAUUUUGAAGAAAUGAGUCUUUGUAUUUCUUCUGCUAAUUUCGAUCAAAGUUCACUCGUUCAAAAGAAUAUUGUGGAUCCAGACUUUCGAACAACCUUAAAUCAAACAUUGAACGAAGUGAUUGCUCAAUAUGGCGGACAGACAUAUCGAUUGGAACGAGCUGAACAUAUUCGAUAUGAAUGCCUCAAAAAAAAUGUUCCAGGACUCCUGCAUCGUCUUUGGCCUAAUAUGAUUUAUGCUUCUACGACGAUAGGAAGCACAUUUUUAAUGUACAAAGAAGUCGUUCAAUAUUAUUGUGGAGAACGGCUAACUCUGAUUAAUUUACUUGUCUAUGGUACAAGUGAAGGCUUCUUUGGAUGUAUUGCAAGUAUUCACACUGAUGAGUACCUUCUAUUACCAACAUCCGCAUUUUUUGAAUUUAUCAAAGAAGAAGAUAUCCAACAAGCUCAACCAAAAACUCUUCUUCUCUCAGAGCUUGAACCAGGACAUCGAUACGAAGUAGUUUGUACAACUGACGGUGGAUUGGUUCGAUACAGAAUGGGUGAUGUCAUCAAUUGUACAAGAUUUUAUUCUCGAGCCAAUGAUUUGAUCUCAUUACCAGAAGAACCACUCGACACUCCUCGAAUUCCUCUCAUUUCGCUUGCAUAUCGUGUUGGAAACGUUUUAAGUAUAUUUGGUGAGCAAAUAACUGAACAACACAUGAUGAAUGCUCUUCAACAAACAACUCGUCAAUGGAGAGAACGAGGAACACCGGUUGAUCUGCACGAUUUUACAUCGUGUCCGAAAUUAGAUGUAUUUCCAGCCAAAUAUGUUAUCUUUGUGGAAUUGAUUGAAGAUCAAGGAUACAAAAUUAAUGCACAACAACUUCGAAUUCUUCAGAAUACCGCCAGUGCAGAAGUCGAUCAACAACUUUGCAAAACGAACCAAGGUUAUACAAAAAGUCGAAGUGCAACAAAGCUUGAUUCACUUGAUUGUAUUUUUGUUCGAACUGGAACAUUCUCGACAUUUAAGGCCAAAUUCUUGAUGACCGAUCGCACCAGUCCUGUGCAAAUCAAACCUCGUCGAAUACUGAAGAAUGAAGAUCACAUUCGAUUCUUUUAUGACAAUCAAAUUGAUAUAUCAUCAUCGUAA